AUGAGGGUGGCGAAUGAAGCCGCUGUGUGGAAGCCAGCAGGUGCCGAGCUGGACCUGCCAUCAGUGCUGUGCCCUUUUGCGAAGCUGAAGGCUGUCGGGCGCGAUGACAUGCUAGAAGUUGCCGCCAAGAAACUUUCACCCAUGGUGGGCAAGAUGAACGACUGGGGUCUUUGCGCCACCCUCUGGUCGUAUCAGCAGCUAGACACCGGCAUCGUUUUCCUCACCUUCCGGCAGCGCCUGGAAUCGGAGGUGGCGCAGCGCCAGCUUUUGAAUGAGGACGUGGAACGCAGCCGCCUGGGGCCGGAGGCCUGGCAGAUUGAUGAGCGCACUCGCCUGGAGCAGCUCUGCGGGGAGCAUCAGCAGCACUUGGACUCCUGCCAGGCGCAGCGGGAGCGGCUGCAGCGGGACCAGGUGGUGGCGGAGAGCGCUUUGAGCGGCAAGGUCUCGGAGACCCAAAGCCUCGAGAAGGUGGCGGCGGAGCUCCAACGCCAGAGCCGCGAGGCGGAGGAUGCCUUACAAGCGGCCGCCCGGAGACAAAAGCCCUCGGCUUCCGAACCCAUGAGCUGCCUGCGCCAUGUGCGGCUGUUGGUGCUGCUCUGGCUUUGGCACUUGAGCCGCCUCGCCUUCACAGGGCUAGCGCCAAAGAAGGCGCUUUCGCGUCUUCUGGCGCGAGCGGCCGAACCACAGCAGAUCACAGCCAGCAUCAAGGGGGCAAAGUCGGCCUUGGCGAUCCUGGAGCUGCUCGAGGAGGAGGAAGAGCAUCUCAACAUGUUUCAUGUUACGGCAGCGUGGAGCAAGCUGAGCAAACAAAAGCUCACCAACGACGUUAUCAGUGGCCCCAAGCUGGCGAUGCUAAUUGAGAAGACCACGACUCUGCUGCAGAGGCCAUCGGUAGGACCACGCGCUGUGGCGGAGAUCUUUACAGCUGCGGGCAAAAUGCAUGGGAAAGCUACGGCCCGCCCGCUGCGGAGCCUUUGGGCGCUACUGGCGGAGAAAGCACAGACCGUGGCCGCAGAGAUGGACGACCAGUCGGUGUCCCAGGCGAUGUUCGCGUGGGUUUUGGCUUCGGACGGCACUUCCCUUCCGGUGCUCACCCCACUGCUGCCGGUGCUCGCGCACCGGGCCGCAGAAGCCAUGCCGCAGAUGCGGGCGGCGGGGGUUUCCAAAGUCACCUGGUCUUUGGCGAAGCUCUUCGAGCGCAGCCUGAGCUCGAGCGAGAGCCAGCUGAGGCGCCUGGUUCCGUGGACGGCGGCACGCCUGGAGGAGGUUGCAGAAGACUUGAACGCGCAAGAAUUGUCCAGCUGCAUGUGGGCGGUGGCGAAGCUUUCAGCGCACACGUCCGCCGCUUCUUUCUUCGAGCGCGCGGUUCCCAGACUGGUGGCACAGGCGGUGGCGGUGUCAUCCAAACUCAAUCCUCAUGGAGUGGCGCAGGUUGUGUGGAGCAUGGCGAAGCUGCAGGACGGAGGGAUUUUGGAAGCGCCACCCGGGUCGCUGCCUCUGUUGGCCGCGCGCAUUGCGGAGGUGCUGCCCAAGCUGCAGAAAGCGGACAUCUCCAACGUGCUGUGGGCUUUGGGGAAGCUCUCGGGCUCUGCGGGCCUGGCCUUUUCCGGGGUCUUGCCCGAUCUGGUGGACCAACUGGGUGAAGUGGCCCACAAGCUGAGUGCGCCAGCGGUUGCUAGUGCCAUGCUGGCUCUAGCGGCGCUGGCGACAGACGAGGGCUUGGAGUCGUGUUUGGAACUGCUACCCGCGCUGCUUGGUCGCGUGAAGCAACUGAAGUCCGAGAUGAACGAGCAAGCAGUGUCAAACGUGAUGUUGGCAGUGGCGAAGCUUCACUCCAAAGGGGUGGGCAUCCAGCCACUGGCGGGCUUCUUGACCGUGUUGGAGCAACGGAUCGAAGAUGUUACGCCGUACAUGACCGCCGAGGGUGUCUCGAACAUGAUGGGAGUGAUGGCGACACUGUCAGCGGAUGCUGCUGCCUUCAAGGCAUCUGUAGACUCGCUGCCAGUUCUGCAUUUCCGGAUGAGCCAGGUCAAGUCACAGAUGAAGGUGGGUUACAUCUACCGUGUCGCCUGUGCCACUUUGCAGCUGCACCGGCUUGGGGCGGAGAGCAAAGUUCUGGCACCCGUCCUGACCAGCCUGGACAGUCGACUGCUGGAAGUUGUGCCCAAGCUGAAUGCCCGAGGAGUUUCCAGCAUCAUGGGCGUGGUGGCGAUCUGCUCAACGGACUAUCCCCCAGAGUUUUCGGCUGAUGUGCUGCGCUCUCUGAGCACGAGGAUCAAGGAAGUCGAGGCGGAGUUGACCGCCCGGGAUGUGGCGGAGCUCAUGCGGGCAGUGGGCACGCUUUCACUGGAUGCUUUCCAGGUAUGUUCAGGCCUGCUGCCAGUGCUGUUGCUCCGACUGAAGGAACUGGAAGUCGAGAUGAGUGUCCAUGAACGGGUAGAUGCGAUGUGGGCCACAGCGAUGCUAAGCCAGAAUCUCCAGGCGGACUUGGCAGCCUUUACUCGGGUCAAUGCGGAGGUGUCGGAGCUGAGCGGUGUGGAGGCUUCCAAAGCCAUGUGGGUCGUGGCAAAGCUUUACGCAGCUGGCGGUCCGACUGCACCGUAUGCAGAUGUUAUACCUUUGCUGGCGGAGCGGAUCAAGGAAGGGCAGGAUGACAUCAAGCACCCGCAGGAGAUGAGCGCGCGGGAGGUAGCGCAGGUGCUGUGGGGGAUGGGAAAACUGGCGGCAGCCAAGAUGGCGCCUAAGGCACUGAUGGGCUUACAGCCCAUGUUCGCUGACAGAGUGGAGGCAUCAGCAACUGAGCCAGACAUGGCCAUGACGGGUGGAGAGAUCGCCGAUGUGACCGGCGCCAUAGGAUACCUUGCGGCGAGCACGGAUGACCUGAACACGUUGCGUGCGCUACACUAUUUGAUGGGGUCAUUUUCGGAUCUCGACUAUUGCGCUACACAUGAGGACCUCGCCCUAACCUGCUGGGGUUUGGCGUGGGUCAAGUACCAAGACCUCCACUUCUUGCGCAGCGUGGCCAAGAGGCUGUCGCCCACCAAAGCGUUGGUGAGUUUGGACGACUGGAGCAUUUGUGCUUUGGACUGGGCCUUGCAGACCUUCCACGGCCAGGACCGAGACCUGAAGCCCUUCGCCUGGAGCCUCGACUCGGAGAUGCGGCGCCGCCACUUCGACCCGGCGAGCGACGCGGCGCGGUGCGGGCGCCUCAGCCCCGACGCCUGGCGGAGGGAGGCGCAGCUGCGGCCACGGCGUAGCAGGAGCUGA
Messenger RNA from Effrenium voratum, 3267 nucleotides. The record is from the annotation of a GenBank genome assembly. Lineage: Eukaryota; Dinophyceae; Suessiales; Symbiodiniaceae.